UGGAUAUUCUCUUUUUUCUCUCUGCAGCUGACGCUUCCUCUGCAAAAUUGGUUUGAUGGAGCAAAGGCACUCAGCGCAGCUCGGUACAAAAAGGCAACAACGCGACCAGCGUGCAUACAGCACGGAUCGUGUUGGACAUUUAACACAGCACCAGAGAACUCACACAGGAGAGAAACCCUUCAAGUGCACUGUGUGUGACAAGGCAUUUUCAUAUCCAUCAGUUUUAAGGAACCACCAGAGAACACACACAGGAGAAAAACCCUUCAAGUGCAGUCUGUGCGCGAAGGCGUUUUCACGGUCAUCUGUUCUUGUAUUACAUCAGAGAACACACACGGGAGAGAAACCCUUCAGUUGCACUCUGUGUGGGAAGGCAUUUUCAGAUAAAUCUGCUCUUAAAAAACACCGGAUAACACACACAGGAGAAAAACCCUUCAAGUGCAGUCUGUGCGGGAAGGCGUUUUCACAGUCAUCUGCUCUUGUAUUACAUCAGAGAACUCACACGAGAGAGAAACCCUUCAGUUGCACUUUGUGUGGGAAGGCGUUUGCACAUUCACAACAUUUUAAAAUACACCAGAGAACACACACGGGAGAGAAACCCUUCAGUUGCACUCUGUGUGGUAAGGCGUUUGCACAAUCACCAUAUCUUAAAUUACACCAGAGAACACACACUGGAGAGAAACCCUUCAAGUGCACUGUGUGUGACAAGGCAUUUGCACAGUCAUCAGGUCUUCAUAGACACCAGAGAACACACACGGGAAAGAAACCCUUCAGUUGCACUCUGUGUGAGAAUGCAUUUUCAUUUCCAUCAGUUCUAAGGAACCACCGGAGAACACACACGGGAGAUAAACCCUUCAAGUGCAGUGUGUGUGGGAAGGCAUUUUCAGAUUCAUCUGCUCUUAAACAACACCGGAGAACACACACAGGAGAAAAACCCUUCAAGUGCAGUCUGUGCAGGAAGGCGUUUGCACAGUCAUCAAUUCUUAAAAGACACGAGAGGACACACAAUCAUCAGAAGAUCCCCAAGAAAUUGAGUCUGAAAUCGGCUUGUGAAAGUCAAAGUGCUGCAAUGAGCCCAUCCCUCAUGAAACCAGAAGUGAAUCCCAGCUUGGACACUUUUAAAGGUAUCAAGGUGAAAUGUGAAGAGGCGAAGGUGAAAUGUGAAGAAAUGAUGAAGAGCGAAGAAGUGAAGGUGAAAUGUGAGAAAGUGAUGGUGAAAAGCGAAAACGUGACGCUGUGA
Lethenteron reissneri (Far Eastern brook lamprey) is the source of this 1237-nucleotide messenger RNA. RefSeq names its product zinc finger protein ZFP2-like. Gene Ontology annotation, molecular function: RNA polymerase II cis-regulatory region sequence-specific DNA binding; DNA-binding transcription factor activity. The record is from RefSeq and is a predicted model, not a curated record. Gene Ontology annotation, biological process: regulation of transcription by RNA polymerase II. NCBI's taxonomy places the organism in Eukaryota, Metazoa, Chordata, Hyperoartia, Petromyzontiformes, Petromyzontidae.